UUGAACAAUAAUUAAUUUUGUAACUCACUCUCCAUCGUUCUGUUCUAGUAGCGUCAUGCCUCCAGUCGUCGGUUAUUGGAAUCUUCGAGGAUUAGCCGAACCAAUUCGUUACUUGUUACAUUAUACGGGAACGGAAUUCGAAGACAAAAGAUACAAUUUUGGUCCUCCACCCGAAUACGAUCGAUCGGAAUGGUUACGAGAGAAGUUCACUUUGGAUCUCGAAUUUCCCAAUUUGCCAUAUUACAUUGAUGGAGAAGUCAAAUUAACUCAGAGUACCGCAAUUAUAAGAUAUUUGGCAAAGAAGCACGAGUUAGUUGUCAGGAACGAGCAAGAAGUAUUGCUACAGGAUAUAGUGGAGCAACAGGCAGUCGAUCUUCGCAACACUCUAAUUUUUUUGGCAUAUGCUAACUUUGAAGAAAGGAAAGAAGCAUACCUGAAAAAUCUUCCGGAUCAACUGAAACUAUUCUCCAAAUAUUUGGAAAACAAGGAAUGGAUAAUUGGAAACAAAUUGACUUACGUGGAUUUCAUUUUGUACGACGCUCUGGAUUUCCAUCGUUUAUUGAAAGAAGAUUGUUUGGAUGCUUUUCCUAAUUUGAAGGAAUACCUCAAACGAUUCGAAAGUCUUCCGGGUGUAUCCAAAUACAUGAAAUCGAAAACUUACGUCAAAUGGCCCAUAUUUGGACCUUUAGCCGCUUUUGGUGGUAAAUGAAAACAUUGUUUUAUUCAUUUUCUGUUUUAGAAUUUUUUAUGAUGAAUAAAUUUUUGGACGUUUAAUAA
Messenger RNA from Centruroides sculpturatus (bark scorpion), 777 nucleotides. Its product is annotated as glutathione S-transferase B-like. Gene Ontology annotation, biological process: glutathione metabolic process. Gene Ontology annotation, molecular function: glutathione transferase activity. The record is from RefSeq and is a predicted model, not a curated record. NCBI's taxonomy places the organism in Eukaryota, Metazoa, Arthropoda, Arachnida, Scorpiones, Buthidae. The transcript has a single exon. Bases 56 to 709 code for a protein of 217 amino acids.